AUGUCGCGCUUUAUCAACACAAUUCCAACAGCAGCAUAUCCAUUAAGCUUGGGACUGCUUGUCACGUCUUCACUCCUAUUCGGAAAUGUUGGGCUCUCACUCUGUGGGCCCCUACCAAUAAUCAAGGAUGAGAUUGGUAGCAGCCAACUGACUACCAGAUCUCGUGUGCGCGUGUGGAAGCUCUUCUUCGACAGGUACUAUGUCAUCCGCGGAACCGCAAUCACCAUCGGGCUUCACCUAUCCGCCGUUGGACUUACUGCCUUGCCUCUGGUUCGAAGUCUCUCUCUCACUUCUGCCGCAUGCAGCGCUAGCGCAAUUGUGUACACUGGGUUUAUGAUACAGCCAACAAAUAAGUCACUUGGUGCGUUGAAUCAGAAAGAGGAACUGUCAGAAACCGAGGACAAAGAGGCCCUGAGAUUAAUCGGAAACUGGGAUUGGUUGCACAAAUGGCGCAUGGUUAUAUACGCUGGAGCGUGGACAUCCGGUGUUACGGCAUUGAUCGCGACGUUUGCGUGA
Messenger RNA from Pochonia chlamydosporia 170, 516 nucleotides. RefSeq lists its product as hypothetical. The record is from RefSeq and is a predicted model, not a curated record. NCBI's taxonomy places the organism in Eukaryota, Fungi, Ascomycota, Sordariomycetes, Hypocreales, Clavicipitaceae. The coding region runs from base 1 to 516 and encodes 171 amino acids. The transcript is spliced from 2 exons.